AUGCAGUUCAAGACGCUCUUCCUUGCCGCUGUCGCCCUCGCCUCGACCUCCAUGGUUGCUGGCAAGUGGCUGCCGACCUCGGCCAACGAAAACUACUGGCAGUACUGCCGCUCCGAUGGUGCCCACUUCGACACGCUGCACGCGUGCUUCCAGGCACCGUCUGGCUCGUUUGUUCGACAGGUAGCUGGCCAGUCCGGCUUCACCGGCUACCUUGGCUCCGACCUCAACCAUUUCGUGGUGACGUACGAAGAGGACACCACGCUGGUGGGCACCAAAUACAUUGUCAACAUCGAGUUUUUCGUUGUUCCGCAGCCGGGCGUCAACGAUCCCAAGUGCGCAGGUGUCACGGUGCUGGAGAAGACCGGGAGGAAGAAUGAGGGAAUCGUGAUUGCCCAGCAGACCGUCUGCAAGGGCGACAUCAUGAAGCUGCCCCAGCAGAUGGCUUAG
This is a messenger RNA of Kalmanozyma brasiliensis GHG001, 447 nucleotides long. RefSeq lists its product as uncharacterized. Lineage: Eukaryota; Fungi; Basidiomycota; Ustilaginomycetes; Ustilaginales. The record is from RefSeq and is a predicted model, not a curated record. Bases 1 to 447 code for a protein of 148 amino acids. The transcript has 2 exons.